AUGACCAUACACUCAUGUUCCGCCGAUAUUCUGUCGCUGCAUGACACAGCUGCUAGGGAUUCGGCUGAUCAGUGAGUCCCACAGUAUUAUCCGUUUGCCUUCUGGUAGAUACUUCAUUUUAGAAAUUGUUGCUUUUGACUUUCCUCAGAAAUUAACUGCGAACUUUGAGUUGAUCAGCAUAUUAAGCGCAUACUAAACUUUUUAUGUAUGAGAACCGUCGAGUGUACUACUUGCCGUUACGACCACAUUAAUAAAGAAAUAUUUCAAUCAGAAGACGGAGUGGCGAGUAUACGUAGAUUUCGAUAACUUCUCCUCGGGCCAAGUUUAUUGGAAUGAAAAUUGCCGAACGACUUGUAAAUCCCACCACACCGACUGCCAAAAAGAAAACUCUGUUCUUCAAAGUCCCUUUUCAAGAGGACGAUUCAAGUGAACUCCUAAAGAGACGCCUUGAUCAAGCUGUUUUGCGAACAUUCCGAGCAGCAAGAGUUCAAAUAUCCAUCUCUAUUAACCCUAUUUUACGCGAAGAAGGUACAGUAGGUGGGCUAACUCAUAAAAUGUCAACCAAAAUUCCGAAAUGCGUUUUUGUUUCGAAAAGAUAAAUUAAGUAAGUUUGUAUAACCAAUCAUCGGGCAACACAAUACUAUAAUUAUUCAGUUAGCUCAGAAUCUUGGCUUUCGAAUAAAGUCCUUUGUGGUUGCAUGCCAAAACUAUACUUUGUAAAAAAUGACUACUUAUAUGGCAUGCAUUUUUCUCACCAAUUUUCGAUGCUCUUAAAAAUUCAAUUAUAUUUCAUGGAAAACAUGCAUAAAAAUAUUUCUUCUUUUGCUUAUUCGAUGAAAAAUUACGUCUUUUUCCACUUUUAUACUCUAAAAGGGUAUAAAAACGGUAUAAUGCAGGUGGGAAAAAUGAUUUAGAAAAAGAUAAUUCACAAACAGUUCUAGUUUUUUUGGCUUGAGUGAAUUCCGUCUGGCAGAACAAUUCAUCCACAAACCCGGAUGGGACCUACAGGCGCGGUCAUUCAAAGGUAAUCGAAAUCAAAUUACUAGAGUCAAAUUAUGAGCUUCAAAAUGCAUCGCAGGGGGAAUAUGCUUAAUCUGGUUAAAGCGCGUGGUCUGUAACUACAGACGAAAAAUGUUCUGAAAGCACAGUCCGGUUUCUUGUUCUGCGUCAACAUUUAGCGAACUUGAUAUUAGAUAUCACCAAGUAAGUUGAAAUAUGUUGGGAGUUGCAUGCAGUCCCCCAAGGUUGCGGGGAAAAGGAGGCAAAGGGGAUCAUAUGCAGCAUUUUUCCGUGACUCAGUUAAAUGUCUCUGAUCUGAGUGUUUUACCUUUUGUUCCGAAAUACGGUUAAAGGGUAGGGAGAAAACGAUUGGUUCUUCCAGGCCGCUGAAAGCAGAAAAUGACAGAAUUUCAUAAGGACCCUUACAACUCGAAGUGACUGCAUAAACGACAUUAUGAUAGAUGCCCACUAUGGAGUAGAUUACUCAGCACACAGCAAAACACUGGAUUGCUAAGCGUAUUUGCGUCCGCCAAAAACGACGGCGUAAGUGGAGAAUGGCAUACCCGAACAGCUCCGAAAAUCCUUAAUAUAAAGCGUGUCAUUGACUGCUUGAAUGGCAAGAGUGUUUUUAUAGUUAUUCGGAUGUGAAGACGGAGACACGAUCGCUGGGACAAGAGCUAUACUCGCCUGACGUUUCGGAUUCCUGCGAUCGAACCCAUCAUCAGAGACAAAAGCAGAUACGGGGGUUCAUGCACAAGGGGCUACAGUAUUUAUACGAUGCAGUCGCUUUUGCUACCGCAUACCUAUGAAUAUUCACGUCCCUCCCUCAGUCCAUCAGGGACCGUUGCACUUGGUGUGAUGACUGUUUGAUGGACGACAUUCACGUCGUUCACUGCAGCAAUUUCAUCACGUGUGCUGGAGCUUGGUGUGAUGGUUGCUCGACCAUCUGACCCACCGACCCUGACGUUGGGAAAAACGUUCACUUGUGCGCCCCCUUGCGUGGCUAAUUACUCCACCUAGGCGAAGUCUCAGCAGCGAGUAUGAAAGGGGAAGGUCGUUGCACUGGUUAAUGGACUGGGGGUCAGGGAACCACGGCUUGAGCAGAUCGCAGCUCACGCGGUUUUCACCUCUAAUGAGAAUCUCGGCCUCGUCGAAUUUGAAUGUGUGACCGGAUCUCGUCGAAUGAGCCGCAACCUGAGAGCUGGCGUCAUUUCUCCGCAUCGCUGCAGCUUCUUCGUCCAUUCGUGUUCGGAGCGAUCUUCAGGUUUCUUCGACGUAGUUGUUUUGCCCCACAACUGCCCCAGAUCCGAUAAAAGACUCCGGACGUUUCUUGCCAUGGCAGCGGGUUUUUCGGCUUCAUUACCUGACGCCUGAUGGUUGCCUCCACUCUGUUGUGCAGAUAUUUGAACCUACAUCAUGAAGUGUAUUGUUUGGUAUUCAUGAUUGUCAACAGCGUUUGAUUUUUUUGAAAUACACCUAGACCAUCUGAAGUGCUCAUAAUAGUCGCCCAGUGAAAUUACCGUCAGAAAUAUCUUCUCGUGUGCUAAGCAGAGCUACUUUGCAACACACAACUAGUCAGGAUAUGACUGUAAAAAACUGUUGGUAUUAGCACUUUCUGACUCGCCCCUCGGUAACAUAGGAGGGAUGUUCAACGGAAGUGUACAUUCCCUGCCGCCACCAUGGCCUAUCUAUAGCUUUCACCGGCAGCUGCAUAGAAACCAAUAACUUAUUGGAUUGGGAAUAUUCCCGAUCAUGAUUGAUAGCACCACGGGUAGGUGAUCCAGCGUCAGAUUGCUGGACUGUUAUCACACCAAGUGCACGAUCCCUGAUGAGAAGAGCACGUGAAUAUUCAUAGGUAUGCGGUAGCAUGGCGACUGCAUCCUAUAAAUACUGCAGCCCCUUGUUCAUGAAGCAUCCGUAUCUGCUUUUGCCUCUGAGGAUGAUUUCGAGCGCAGGAAUCCGAAAGGUCAGGCGAAUAUAGCUCUUGCCCCAGCGAUCGUGUCUGCUUCUUCAAGACUGCUUUCUGGGACUCGUCUCUCCGCUUUUAGUGGGUCUGCGGAUUGCCCAACCAUUAUAGAGCCCGGAUCCGAAUCUCAAGUUCGGGCGGUGGUAUGGCUGACUGACGACGGCUAAUAGUCCAGAAAUGCCCAUUCUAAUCUCUGUAGUCUUAGACGGUACUCCUUCCUUCAUACUUGUUUCCUCUAAGGACCUGCUGUAAUUUCCGCGAAAUUGCGAACCCAGCACAACUUGUACUUUCUGUUUCAGAGUUCAGAGAAUCACGACACGGGGCUUCGAGAUAAUUGUCUGUUUGGGUCUGACAAGUCCAACACCCCUAUUUACGCCUGACUCAGCCACAUCUCUCCAUUUUCAAGUUGGUCUCACGACGAUGACAACGAUCCGGACGUCGCGGUUAUGGGGGACGAGGUAAUUUCGGAGUUAUUUGAGACUUUGUCGGCGACAGGAGGCUUUCCCAUUCGGCCUGGUCCGCCAGACCAAGCGGAAGUACUCAAGGAAGGCGCAAGUUUUCAACUAUAUCUGCCAUCAUCAGAUUGGCGGCUUUUGGAGGCGAAGUUUCGGAGUAAAUUAUAUCCACUCAAAUGUCUAUCCUCCAUCAAGUCGGGUGCACAGACCACAGUCUUUUCUAGAAAUAACAGAAUUGUCUGCGCAAAAUUUAUGCGAUUCUGUCCUCUAGAAGCAUCCUGCCAUUAAAGGGAAGGGGAAGUUUCUUAGCAAGUGAACUUGUCGGUACGGUAUCCUGGCUUCCCCCGGAUCCACUUUCAGACCACGUCUGUAGGCGACCACUAUGCGAUCAGUGUCAACUUUGCUUCAUCAUGUGAAGGUUCAAUGUCCCAAAUUUGUCAUCAUGUUCAGGGACCGAAGACGUGAGUUCCAGAAAGCAGUCGCAAAGAGGGAGAUACGAUCGCUGGAACAAGUACUUUAUUAGCCUGACGUUUCGACUUAUCACUCGAAUUCAUCAUCAGCGAUAGAGUCGGAUAUGGGAAGUUGAUUGGCCAGGUGUUACAAUAAGAUGUAGUUGCUAGGUUACUACAUGUCUAAUACAGUUGGCAGCUCCCGAGUGCAUCACAGCUCGAUUAGUCAGGUGUUGAAGUAUGCAGGUGGCAUGCAGCUGCUAUGUGUCUUUAUCAAUUUUAAAAUUGUCGGCUUUCACGCUCAUCGCAUGCAGUGGAGUUGAUGACUGCCGGAUUUCGUCAUCCGUGUAGACACUUUGACGAUUUUGCUCGCGGAACAGUGGUCAUCCGCACACUCUCCUCACGGCUAACUACUUUGCUUAGGCAAAUUCUCAGCGCCGAAUAUGGAACGGGGAGGUCGUUUCGCUUGUUGACUGAUUGAAUGAGGACCGGAAGCCCAUGACUGGAGCAGUUAGCGGCUUACGCGGUUGUCAGCUCUAGCAAGAAUUUUUGUUUCGUCAAACUUCAAUGCGUGGUCGAGUCCCGUCGAAUGAGCCCAGACUUGGGAGCUAGCAUCAUUCCUUCUCACUGUUGCUACGUGCUCAGCCAACCGCGCCUGAAGUAACCCAUUCCGUUUCUCCGACAUAAUAGCUUUGCCCACUGCUGCAGCAGACUUUAUAAUUGAUCCCAGAUGUUUCCGGCCGUGACAGUAGGUCUUUCCGCCUCAUGAUCUGGCGCUUUAUGGUUGCCUCUGGUCUGUGUGCAACUCCAAUUCCGUGAGUCAUAAGGGGACGGCUGACGGCUUCCGAGACAUUCUUCACGUACGCGACAGCUCGCCAAAAUUUGGGUUCGGUCAGACUUUGUCUCUCGUCUCCUUUGCGCAGGCACUGGUUAAAGAAGUAGCGCAGGUAGACAUUUGCUUUAAGCACCCAUCGAAGGUUUUUGAAUUCAGCAACUUUGUCUUCCGGUGCACUACCAUGUGUCUCCACAAGCUCAUAUAGCACCCUUACGCAACUGUGUUUGUGACCGAUUGGGGGAUUGCUGUUGUAGAUCAGUACUUGCGUUGUGUUUGUCGCUUUCCUGAAUACUUUGGUUUUUAGGUCACCACAAUCUUUGCGGCAGGCAGAAACACCAAGAAAGGCCAGCUGGUUGUUUGCCUCCUCAUCCUUCUCCUCCUCCUCUUCCUCUUCCUCCUCCUCCUCCUCCUCUUCCUCCUCCUCCUCCUCCCCCUCCUCCUCCGCCUCCUACUUCUUGCUUCUUCUCUUCCAGGGACGGGGAUACGGAAGUUUUUCGACUCCACUACAAUCUUGUAUUGGCAGAGGGUUUGGAGCCGAAUCGAAUCUAAAGUCUGGUGGUUUUAUUGACGAUGUCAGGAACAUCAGAUUUUGA
Messenger RNA from Spirometra erinaceieuropaei, 5297 nucleotides. The record is from the annotation of a GenBank genome assembly. Lineage: Eukaryota; Metazoa; Platyhelminthes; Cestoda; Diphyllobothriidea; Diphyllobothriidae.